Zootoca vivipara (common lizard) is the source of this 12913-nucleotide messenger RNA. Lineage: Eukaryota; Metazoa; Chordata; Lepidosauria; Squamata; Lacertidae. The record is from RefSeq and is a predicted model, not a curated record.
GGCAAGCCCUAGGCUCUGUGGUUUAACCCACAACGCCGCCCGCGUCCCUCUAUUUGGAAAUAGGCAAGCCCAAAGCAGGCAUCUGUCUAUUCUGUCUCAGCUAGAAUGGGCUUUAAAAAAAAACCUGGGGUUUUUUUGGUUGUUGCUCUGAUCACUGCAUUUCUGCAUUGUGCCUCGUGAUGCUGCUACUUUAGCACCUAGAGUAUCUUUCAAUGGGCUGCCAUGCAGAUUUAAUUUAAUACUGCUAAUAACAAUAAUAUGGCAUUGUAUGUUAUUAACGCAGCUUGUGCUGGGAAGGGGUAGUUUUGAUGCACCUUAGUACUGACUGAAUGCUUUCUGGUAGAAGCUGAUUGGAAAGAGGUGUCUCUAGGGCAGAGCAUGGCUGCCUCUGAGCCUCCUCUGGGGGUGGGGCACCUCAGGUUCACAGGAGCCUUUAAUUAGCGCAUUUCUUGUGGUACACUGGCACAGCCUCCCACAGCACACUAAUGUGCCAUAGCUCACGGUUUCUGAAUGACUGCUCUGUGUUACCAGCUGAGGUGCAUACCCUCCAACAUUUCUCCGAUGAAAAUAAGGACCUUUCAUUCCAUAACAUAGCUGCCAAGUUUUCCCUUUUCUCGCGAGGAAGCCGAUUCAGCAUAAGGGAAAAUCCCUUUAAAAAAGGGAUAACUUGGCAGCUAUGUUACAUAAUGAUGUUGUUGUUGUUUAGUCGUGUCCGACUCUUCGUGACCCCAUGGACCACAGCACACCAGGCACUCCUGUCUUGCACUGCCUCCCGCAGUUUGGUCAAACUCAUGUUCGUAGCUUCGAGAACACUGUCCAACCAUCUCGUCCUCUGUCGUCCCCUUCUCCUAGUGCCCUCAAUCUUUCCCAACAUCAGGGUCUUUUCCAAGGAUUCUUCUCUUCUCAUGAGGUGGCCAAAGUAUUGGAGCCUCAGCUUCAGGAUCUGUCCUUCCGAUGAGCACUCAUGGCUGAUUUCCUUAAGAAUGGAUAGAUUUGAUCUUCUUGCAGUCCAUGGGACUCUCAAGAGUCUCCUCCAGCACCAUAAUGAUAAUUUUACUGUUUAUACCCCACACAUCUUACUGGCUUGCCCCAGCAAUUAUGGGCAGCUUCCAACAUAUAUAAAAACAAUAAUACAUUAAACAUAUUUUUUCCCCAACACUUCCCAAUACAGGAUUGCCUUCGGACGGCUCGGGGGUCAGAUAACUCCACACCAUCCAAAAUUUCUCCAAUGAAAAUAGGGAUGUUCCGGGAUCAAAUCAGAAAUUGGGAUGGCUUCUCUAAAUCAGAGACAUCCCUGGAAAAUAGGGACAUUUGUAAGGUCUGGAGGUCAGGGAUUGCCCAUGAGGAAGGUCAUUCUGGCUUGGCUCAGCACAGGUCGUUUGGUUUAACCUAAUUGGUAUUGUUAUGAACGUGGGUGGUCAGUCUGGAUGAAAUUAUUAUAUUAUUAUCAGUGCUUUUUAAAUAAAAAUAAUGUUUAGGAGUCCUCUCAUUUUGACUUGAGAAAAUAACUGUUUUAUAGUUCAAAUUGGGAAAAAUAAACACAGUAAAUGGACAAAAGGCCGCCAUCGAGGGUAGCAACGGAACUGAUGAUUCCCUGUGCUAAAGAAGAAACUAAUAAAAAUUUAAAUUUUAAGUUUCUUCUCCCGUUAGAUUCACAAAAUGCAUAACCCAUCGUCCCCCCCCCCCAAGGAAAAAAAAGCACUGGUGAUGAUGAUUAAAAUGCAUAUAACGCCUCUCAUCCAAAGAUCACAGGAGGUUUACAGUAUAAAAACACAGAAACACAUAACAUAAAAACGAAUGAAACAAUAAUCCCCCUCAGUUUAAAAGGCCACGGAUUGUGUAAUUAGCCCAAGGCCUGGGAGAAGAGGAAUGUUCUCACUGGGCGUCUAAAGAUCUGUAGUGAAGGUGCCAGGUGAACCUUCAUGAGGAGUGCAUUCCACAAAUGGGGAGCCACUGCAAAAAAGGCCUGUUCCGGUGUAUAUUUUGCUCUAGGAGGCUUAGUGCGGUCAGAAUCGAGUAUACACUUCCCAAGUUAAUGCUAAAUACGGUACAUAACAUCUGCAAAAUGAGCCACCAUAGCUGCUGGAGGGCUGCAGAAAUUUGUGUCCCAGGCUUUUUAGAUUAAUCUACCCAUGUGCUAUCUGAAACCAAAGGGGCGCAUUGGUUGCCAGAGGUGACGCAUAUUGUAUGCGGGUGGUGCUGAGGUCUAAACCAUUCAGCCUCUUGGGCUUGCUGAUCGGAAGGUCGGUGGUUCGAAUCCCUGCGACGGAGCGAGCUCCCGUUGCUCUGUCCCAGCUCCUGCCAACCUUGCAGUCCGAAAGCACGCCAGUGCGAGUAGAUAAAUAGGUACCGCUGUGGCGGGAAGGCAAAUGGCGAUUCCUUGCGCUCUGGUUUCCAUCACAGUGUCCCAUUGUGCCAGAAGCAGUUUAGUCAUGCUCGCUAGAUGACUAGAUGACUAGGAAAGCUGUCUGUGGACAAACACCGGCUCCCUCAGCCUGAUGAGCGCCGCAACCCCAGAGUCGCCUUUGACUGGACUUAACCGUCCAGGGGUCCUUUACCUUUAUCUUUUCAUAUUGGCGUUACAGUCAGCUCCCCCCCCUUAUUUUUUACGUACUGAAGUGUGAUUGACAAUUACAAUGUGCUGUAUGCGAUGUGUCCUUAAAAGACUGCUUUGAAGCUGUAGCUAGCGCACGUCGCGGCUGCCCACUUCCUUUUGCUUGCGAGUAUGUAAGGAACGUGCCGCCACUCAGUGCUUCUUAGCAUCCGGGCCUAGUUCAAAGCUCCGGUGGUUAGCCUUAAAGACCUUUACAGCCUGGGUAUGUCAUACCAGAGGCUGCCUUAUCACUUAUAAACUCUUUAGGGGGGGGGGGUGAAAUCCUGGCCAAGGUUCUGUCUCCUGCCAACACAUGGAGCAGGGCUGCGGAGACCGCGGAAGACUGCGACUGACUUCCUAAGGUGUCCCGAGAGAGUUGGACUUGCACCUUCUUUCCAAGGUUUACCUGUGCAGAUUUCAAACCCAAUACAGUGGUACCUCUACUUACGAAUUUAAUGCGUUCCGAACACACAUUCGUAAGUCGAAAAAAAUUGUAAGCCGAAUCCCAUAGGAAUGCAUUGGGAGAAAAAAAUUGUAAGUCGAAGCAACCCUAUCUAAAAAUUCGUAAGUAGAAAAAAUCCUAUCUAAACCGCAUCCAAGAUGGCGGCCGGAGCUCCGUUCGUAAGUAGAAACAUUCGUAAGUAGAGUUAUUCGUAAGUAGAGGUACCUCUGUAUCUUCCUUUCUCUGGAAUUUUCUGUUGUCCAGGUUACAAAAGCAACAUCCGAACUACCGGUAUCUGUUUGUCACACCACUCCUGUGUGCUUGGUGAAGGAGGACACGAGUAAUCUCCUGUUCUAAUCAAGGUUUGUCCUCGUUUUGCAAACAAAAGUCAUCUUUCUAACAGAGUGUGCAGAACCCAGCAGAGCCGUCUCUUUCUCUCUCUCCGCCCCCCACCCCCCAGUUAAGCUCAUGAUAUUUGUGGGGUCAAGAAGCACAAAAGGAAUCCAGUCACUCAGCUUCAGUGGCCCAUCUACCCCAGGGUGACCAAGGUCGUUUCAGUGCCGAAACGGAGCUUGAAACUGAAUCGAAAGGGGUCCAGAUCCUUGAAGUAACUUUGAAGUUAAUCUUCCACUACCUUCUUGAGCAACUUGCCCCCAAAGUGACAUUUGUGAAUUGGCUAUAGUUUCCCAAUACUCUGGGCUCCAGGCAUGGACGUAGCCAGGAUUUUUUAUUGGGGGGGGGCAGGCUUUUGUUGGGGGGGGCAGAACCUCAGAUUUGUAUUGAUUUUUAUUGAUUUAGGAGGCAGCGUCCCCCCUGCCCCCCUGGCUAUGCCCAUGGGUCCAGGGAAAUUCUUUUAAGAAAGGGGUGCACCCCAGACACUUUAAGGCUGCUGGUACUCUUUAAGGCCCCUCAAAACACACACACACACAUGCAAUAAGGCAUUAUUUGCUCCCUGGACACUUUAACAGGAGCAACUGUGGUGUCUAAUUCCACGCAAAUCCUAGCAUUUUUCUCCGCAAUGCACUUAACGGGUUUGUCACAGCAGGCCUAUGGUGGCUUCAUGCUACCACCACUUCAUGCUACCACCACACUGAAAAUCUCUUCCGGGUGAUUACUUUAAGGUGCAAUUGUGAUGGCCAGGAGUGCCAGGUUGGCCCUGCGACCAUGGGUGCCCAGGGCCAUGGGUGCCAUGCAGCGUGCAUUGCCCUGGCACUGAAAUUUGUGGAUGCCUGGCCCCUUCAUGGGGAAUUUUGUGGGUGCCCUGGCAUCCAGGGCCCCCGGGAGUUGGCACCUAAUAAUUCUUUCUUUCUUUUUUUUGAAAUUUUUGAAAUUUGAUUUUACAAAUUCAUUCACACUCAUAAUCACAAAUAAUAAAAUUACACAAGAUUCUUCUGAAUCUCAAGACUUCCCUCCUCCCCUGCGUGGGUUCUUUAGUUAACUUUUUCAACUGCAUAUUAUAAACUUUCAGUCCUCCAUCGUAUCCCAAGUCUGUGUAUCAUUACAAGAGUUAUUUAAGACCUGCCAAAGAGUUCAAAUGCUUACAGUGGUCUGUCAAGUAUAUUAUAAAUUUCUCCCAUUCUUUGUUGAAGUUUUGAUCCUCCUGGUUUCUGAUUUUCUCAGUCAUUUUUGCCAUCUUUUCAUAGUCCAGUAGUUUAGUCUGCCAGUCCCUUCUGGUAGGGACCCUGUCAUCUUUCCAACAUUGGGCAAGCAGCAUUCUUGCAGCUGUUGUAGCAUACAUAAACUUUUUCAGUUCCUUCGGUAUCUCUGCACCUACAGUUCCUAACAAAAAGGCUUCUGGUUUUUUAAAACAAACAUUAUUUUGAACAUUUUUUAAAUUCAUUGUAUAUCAUCUCCCAGAAUUCCUUUAUUGCUUUACAAUUCUACUACAUAUGGUAAAAGGUGGCACCUAAUAAGAAUCACCACUAAGGAUAUGUGUGGAAUUCUGCAUACAACAGCUUUCCAAAAGCCACUGCAAUGACCUGGAAAAAGCAGGCGGAAGGCUGAUUUGCAUGGCAUUCAGUCCAUCAAUCAAUUGAUUGAUGGACUGAAUGCCAUGCUGGGUAUGUUUAGCCUGGAGAAGAGAAGGUUAAGGGGUGAUAUGAUAGCCAUGUUCAAAUAUAUGAAAGGAUGCCAUAUGGAGGAGGGAGAAAGGUUGUUUUCUGCUGCCCCAGAGAAGCGGACACGGAGCAAUGGAUUCAAACUUCAAGAAAGAAGAUUCCACCUAAACAUUAGGAAGAACUUCCUGACAGUAAGAGAUGUUCGGCAGUGGAAUUUGCUACCAAGGAGUGUGGUGGAGUCUCCUUCUUUGGAGGUCUUUAAGCAGAGGCUUGACAGGCAUAUGUCAAGAAUGCUUUGAUGGUGUUUCCUGCUUGGCAGGGGGUUGGACUGGAUGGCCCUUGUGGUCUCUUCCAACUCUAUGAUUCUAUGAAUCAGUCAAUCAAUCAAUCAAUCAGUCAAUUAUUGCCCUUCCUUUUUCCCUUUCAGGGACUCAAGGCAGCUUAAUGAUAAAAUAAGAAUAAUCAGCACAUGAUUGGCCAUCCUUGCACUUUAAUCCACUUUCUGUGGAUUUGCCAGUUAAGUGCUGCUAUGACUUGGCCCUGAGUCCCUUUCAGACGAUGCCACUUUAAAAAGAAAAUAAAAGUAGUUUGAAACGUAAAACAUUGGUGAUAUUUUUCAGCUGUCUUAGCUGAACUGUGCCGGGUAAUUUGACUUCAGCAUGGAAAUGGCACUGUGGGCAGAUAAAAGGAAGAGACACAACAACCAUGUGCCGAAUGAUGGAGCGAGCCAGAGAAGAGGUUCCUGUGCUGCAAACCUGCUUUCCCUUUGCCGUGCCUGGGCUUGCUACUGAAUGCCAUGAAUGCAGUGACCAGGUGUCAGAGGGAAAAUGGCAGAGAGCUCCCUGUUUGCGCAACGGCUGCAGGCCAUUACUGAGCGGCGCAGGCUGCAGGAGCGUAUCCUGGCCACCCGCCGGGAGCUGGAGGAGGAGAGACUGCGAGCCCAGCGCCUCAAGAGGAAAUCCCUGCGUGAUCGUUGGCUGAUGGAGGGAACAUCCUCACCCACAGACGACAAUGAUCACUUGUCUUCUGUUUGGGAGGCACAGAAUCGCAUUCAGGAAUUAGAGAAAGAUCUGUCCAGCCUCCAAACUCAGAUGCAGCAGCUGGAUAAUCCAGAACUUCACCAGGGACUGCUGCAGCCAGAAGAGCCUGUGAAGGCUUUGAAGGAGGUGAAGCGGUCUUCGUUGGAUGGCAUUGGGGAGGUUGAUGGGACCUCUUCCUCUCCUCCAGAAGAGAGAAGUAACCCUGAGUCCAGACUCGAGUUGGCUCCUGUUCCACCCAAGAGGUCUCUGCAAGCAACAGCCCAAGAGAAGCUGCAGAAUGGAGACAUGCCGGGAGGAGGUGUGUUUGGCAGUGAAUGCAGUCCUGAGAAGGCAGAAGUCGAUGUGAGCCCUAUAACUGAAGAAUGUGGAGGCAUCCAGCCCCCACAAAGAAGUGCCGAAGCUGCUCCGGACAUUAAACUGGCCUGCCAGAGCUUGGGCCUCAGUGAAGCCUCUCCCAACUGCCCAAGAAAGCUGGCAGUGGAGGAGAUGGUCAUCCGAGACCACUUGGGCCAGGAAGUGGGCAGUAUGGAUGCUGUUGGGCAGAAGCAGAGCUCCAUUGGGAAGGAGGAAGACUUGGAGGGCCACCCUGAUUUGGGGAAUGAGGGUGAAGAAGGGAGCAAGCCAAACCACCUUUGCAGUGCCUCGAGUUCAGUGAAGGCCCCCGGAGCUACAGAAAGCCGGGUGGACAGUGAACUGGGCAGCCGUGAUGGUCCAGAGGGAGAGUCCCCCACUUCUUGGGAAUAUCAUCAGAGUCCCUCUAAGGCGCCACAGGGUGAGAAUAGCUGCCUUGAUUCUCCCAAGUGGCGGGCAGAGGCGGAGCUGGAGAUGGGCUCCCUGGCCAAGGAAGCAGAACGGAUGGGAGCUGGGCAGAAGGAGUUACCAGAACAGGGGGCCAAGGAGGUGGAGCCUGCUCGAGGCCUAGCAGUUGGCCAUGCGGAGCCAGUGAUGGGGGGACAGGGAAAUCUAAGCGGAGAGAGUCUGGGGUCAUGGCUGGACCAGCCUAAGCUACCUCUGCUGGACCAGAUCCCUGAUCCGGAAGAAGGCAAGAUGCCACUUCUAGAUGAAGUCAUGUUGUCAUCAUCACCUCUGCCAGACCAGGUUCCAGGGACACUUCAGGAGCAGAUUCCUCCUCCCCUGCAAGACCAGAUUCCAUCUUCUUUUCAGGAAAUGGAGGGUUCAUGCCUAGAGCCUUUGUUACCAAAUCAGAGCCUGUCCACUCUUUCGGACCAGUCUGCUCCUUUGCAAGAAAAGAAAGAACUGCUUCCAUCCGCACAGCAAGAGUCCCUUUUAGAUCCAACCCCACCAUCUCUGCAGGACGAUCUUUCCUCUUCUCCAAAAGAUAACCCAUCCUCUUUUCAGGGUGAGUUCACUUCUCUGCAGGACCAGAUCCCAUCGCCUCUACAUGAAGCUAAUGGGAAACCUCUGGACCAGAUCCCAACAUCUCGACAAGAACAGAGUGCUGCUGCUCUGCCAGAUCAGGUCCUGUCACCUCCGCUCGACCAGUUCACAUCUCUGCCAGGGCAGAUCCCUUCCUCUUUGAACGAAAUAGAGAAAUCGCUUCAGAGGUCGACAACAUCACAGGGCCAGGAACUUUCCGGGGUGGAAGCUAAAGGAUCCUUUCCAGACAUAAUCCCCUCCUUGUCUAAUCAGCUCACUUCUCUGCCUGAUCAAAUAAAUUCCCUUCAAGAAGCAGAGGGAUUGCCCUUGGAAGAGAUUCCAGUCAUUCUGCAGGAUCAAAUGCCAACGGCUCCAGAGGCCCGGAUCCCUUCUCUGCCAGAGGAAGACAUCAUUCUUCCAGGCCAGAUCCCAUUCCCUGUGGAUGAAGGUAAGCAUUUACUUCCAGGGGAGUCUCCAGCAUCUGGACCAGACCCGAUCCCACAAGCUCUUCUGGACCAGGACCCAACAUUUCUGGAGGGUGCAGCCCCUUCUUCUCUGCAAGAGAUGGGAGGGUCCCUUACAGACCAGAUGCAGGCAUCCCUGCCAAGCCAGACCUCACCUCGUCUCCUUGAAGCUAAAGGGUCACCUCAGGGCCAAGCUCAACCUAUGCUAACGGAGCAGGUGCCAAUCUCUCCGCAGGGCCAGGCAACUUCCCUUCAGGAGCCUGAAAAGUCUCUUCCAGAAAAGCUGGAAGAAGUGCCCCUGCUGCCAGGCCAAGCCCCAUCCCCUAACCCAACGGCUCCAGAUGCUUUGCUCUCGUCCAGCCAGGACGCUGGCCAGCCUCUCCUGGACAAGACUGUAUCAGUGGGAAACCGGGAGCUGAAAGAAGGUAGAGAUGGCAGCCUGGCCUCAGCAGCAGAAGAGGCUAAGGAAAGUCUCCACGCUGAACAGCAACCUCUGCUGCAGGAGGCCUCGGCAGAUGCGCUGGACAUUUCUGUGGGAGGCUUACAGCCCAAGAUGGGGAUCUUAAAACUCCAGGCAGCCACAAACCAGGAGGCCCCAACCUACACCACCACCUCUGCCAACACUGCCUCCUCAUGCCAGCUCCAACCCACGGCACCCCGGCAAGGGGAAGACCCAGAGCAGGGGCAGAGCAGGCGCAAGCAGAAGUCGUGCCAGUGCUGCUCGGUCAUGUGAGCUUGGCUAGGAUGCUCUCCACAGGAACAGGAGUUGUUGAUCUGGUCCCAAUGGCAGGCUCUGAAGUUGGUAACAUGCCCUGCCAGUAGUCUACUGUAGGUCUCUCUCUCUCUCUCUCUCUCUCUCUCUCUCUCUCUCUCUCUCUCUCUCUCUCUCUCUCUCUCUCUCUCUCUCUCUCUCUCUCUCUCUCAUGUACACACACAAACACACACACUCCCUGGGAGGAGACGACGGAUGCUGGUUGUGGAGAUGAGCCCUUAGAGGGUUUCCAACAGAGGACUUGUUCAAAUAGUGGAUUUGCCUCUCCAUGUUUAUCAUCUCUCCAUGUUCCCCUGGAGUGGGUGAACAGGACAGAGAGAAAUCUGAUGCUGUUUGGGAGGCUCCAAGUGUGUCUCUACAUGACAUAGUCACACGUAGGAACUAAUGCAUGGACACCCACCCACACAAUAGCAGCAGGUACACUCUGCACACUAGCAACAUGGGUCCACAUUGCUGACUCUGCAUCGCCAUGCACUAACGCAUAGACUCCACCAACAUGUUCCCCCCACCUGUUUCCUGUGUAUGCAUUCUCCCCCAGACACACACACGUGCGCAUAAACACACACACACACACAUUUUGGUGUGCAUUUGUGUAAAUUUGCGUCGUUGGAAUGCACAUAUCCAUGCGCAGGUGUUGUUAACAUGCCUACACAGGCACAUACAGUCACAUAUCCGCUUGCAUGUUGGCCUGCAGCGCCUCAGUUCACGCCCCACAGUUUCAUGCGCCAGUAAGAAAAGACAUAUGCUUCCACAUGCUUGUACAUUACUCGCAUUGGGCUGGAUACCGAGAGCUACACCCAUGCAUGCAGAACUCUUGACACCUCCACUCUCCGCAUGUGCCUGAAUCCCUCUUGCCGGCUUGGCGUUACUCUCCAAAAUCAGUCUGGGCACAUUCCAGGGACACUGAGCAAUACCUCCUUCGCUUCGUACUGCCUUCUGCACGUAGGCUGAGGUGCCCCAGCUGUGCCACGGUGGACUUUGCAGCAAAUACUCAGCACUGUGACACUUUGGGCACAAGAGGACUCUGGGACAGCAGGAGCUGGCGAUACAGAGAGACUCCGGACAAGGAGCUGCUGGAACCCUCUCGGCUUGGAUGUGGCCUCCCAGCUAAGAUCUCACGUGGUGCAGACUCAAUGCUCUCCCUCACAAGGACAGACUGAGAGACCUUUCCUAACUGUGACCCCCCCACCCCACCCCAAUUCCUAUCACAGCCACUGGGUCCGUGCUCUAGCCCAGUGUUUCUCAACCAGUGUGCCUCCAGAUGUUUUGGGACUACAACUCCCAUCAUUCCUGACCACUGGUCUUGCUAGCGAGGGAUGAUGGGAGUUGUAGUCCCAAAACAUCUGGAGGCACACUGGUUGAGAAACACUGCUCUAGCCAGGGUACAGGGACCCCCCAGCCCUCCUCCUCACAACCACCCACACCCUUCCCAUGACUGUUUAUUCUAUGCACUUUGUUUUUAAUUCGAAUUAUGUAACUUCUGUUAGGGCCACCGCCAAAGUCAGUAAGAGCCUUUUACAUGGUCAGUUCCUGGGCAGUACUGGAAGAGUCUCAAUUAAAGGCAGAUACAAUGACAAGCGGGACCUCUGGCUGUGCUUGGGGGGAGGAAAUGGGUCUUGUGCUCCGGAGCUGGCAAAGAGGUGCUCCUCAGGGAUGUUCCAGCUACCAGCAUCUUUUUUACUAACAACCACAGCUAGAGGAACAGCAUGAUCCAGAUGUCAGGGCAGGGAACGCAGGCGGGCAAUUGGGGGUCCUGUUUUCCAGUAUGGGGUUAUCCUAAAUAGGUAAAGGUAAAGGAUCCCUGGACGGUUAAGUCCAGUCAAAGGCGACUAUGCGGUUGCAGCGCUCAUCUCGCUUUCAGGCUGAGGGAGCCGAUGUUUGUCCACAGACAGCUUUCUGGGUCAUGUGGCCAGCAAGACUAAACUGCUUCUGGCGCAACGGGACACGGUGACGGAAACCAGAGCACACGGAGACACUGUUUACCUCCCUGCCGCAACAGUUCCUAUUUAUCCACAGUGGUACCUCGGUUUACAAACACAAUUGGUUCCGGAAGUCUGUAGUUAACCUGAAGCGUACUUAACCUGAAGCGAACUUGCCUCGCUAGACGAAUUUAAUUCGUUCCACAGGUCUUUUCUUAUAACGAAAAAUUCGUCUAGCGAAUCCCAUAGGAAUGCAUUGAAUUUUUUUGAUUUUUUUUUUUGCCCAUAGGAACGCAUUAAUUGAAUUUCAAUGCAUUCCUAUGGGAAACCGUGAUUCGCUAGAUGAAUUUUUCGUAAAACGCAUUCGUCUAGCGAGGCAACCUCCACUAGAAAAAACCUUUCAUUAAGCGGAAAUUUCGUUAAGCAGGGCAUUCGUUAAGCGAGGCACCACUGUAAUGGAAAGUGGAUUAAUCCAUUCUAGACAGUUCCACGGAGUACCUAAACUGAAAAUACUCAAACCGAGGCAUACUUAAACCGAGGUAUGACUGUACUUUCACUGGCGUGCUUUCGAACUGCUAGGUUGGCAGGAGCUGGGCAGAGGAAUGGGAGCUCACCCCGUCGCAGGGAUUUGAACCGCUGACCUUCCAAUUGGCAAGCCCAAGAGGCUCAGUGGUUUAGACCACAGCGCCACCCGGGUCUGGCUUCCAUCAUGAUGUUCCUGCUCUUUCUACCAAGUGAAGCCCUUGACUUCUGCCCUAAAGGCCUUCCCAGCUAGCCCCACUUCCAGCUCCCUACAUACUUGCAUACUGAGAGGCGAGAGGCAGGUGAAAUGGUUGGUUUGGCUGCAAGAAGCUCUGGUUUGCCAGAGGCAUUUCAGCAGAUGCUGGCAGGGGUGUAGCCAGGAUUUAUUUCGGGGGCGCAGGCAUUAUGUUAGGGGGGACACAGAACUGAAUUAUCUGACAUGCAAUUGGUCUGUUAGUAAGUAUUUUUAUUUAUUUACUUUAUAUGGGCCCCAGCUAUGCCCAUUUGGGGAGGCCGUAUUUGCAAGAUCCUUGUUUUGUGCUGAGGAUUGGACUAGAUGACCCCCCAAGCUUCCUUCCAUAUCUAAGAGUCGAGGAACAACUGCCAAGGUGAUGUUGGGCCACAGACUCAUGGCGAAGGCUUGGCGUUUCCGUGUUAAGCAGCACCUGUAGGAAGGGCAGCUGUGGUGGGGCAAAGCUUUGGGGCAGGUGUGCCAACAGGAGAUGGUGCCUAUGCAAGCCCCCCAACCCCAAAGGAAGUGCUUCUGAUCUACUGAUCUACUAAGAGAGGCAUGCAGGUGAGCAAGCCCAUUCCUGACACCCACAGCCAGGCCAGUGAGCUGCCAGCUGGGUCCACUCCUGGGCCACUCACCUUGGUCUCAAGAGCACCCAGCUUCUGUUGUAGAAUGGGGGGGAUUCAGUGCAAGGAUCAGAGCACCCAGAGUUCUUCUAGUGCAGGGGUCCCCAAACUAAGGCCCGGGGGCCGGAUGUGGCCCAAUCGCCUUCUAUAUCCGGCCCACGGACAGUCCGGGAAUCAGCAUGUUUUCACCUGAGUAGAAUGUGUCCUUUUAUUUAAAAUGCAUCUCUGGGUUAUUUGUGGGGCAUAGGAAUUCGUUCAUAUUUGUUUCCAAAAUAUAGUCCGGCCCCCCACAAGGUCUGAGGGACAGUGGACCCCCUGCUGAAAAAGUUUGCUGACCCCUGUUCUAGUGGGUUUUCCUGUUGCCUUAUCCGGGCUUAGGUUUCUACUCCUGGACGUAUUUGCCAUGCCAUGCAGAUUUCAUGCAAUGUGCCUGUCUUUGUGCUGGCACCAAAGGCAGCCCUAGUAUGAGGCCAGAUUUCAGUUGAUCGGGUGAGGCCUUUGUUCAGUGCCCAGUGAAGCAGAGAGCUCAAUGGCCUUGCCAGCCCCAGGAAGCAAGCAGCAUGAUUUUAUUUCAACCAAAGGAUUGAGCCGGGCUGUUUUCUCAUGGGCAGUUGAGAAAGGAGAAGUGUCAUUUGUCUACUAGAGGAGAACCGUGGUUCCCAAUCCCAUACCACCCCCUUCUUCUUACUGCCCUACUGUGAAACACUACUGUAUGAAAGCCAUUGCUUGGAACACCACAUUCCAAAGGAACACAACUGUCAAUAUUUUAUUGCUAAUAAUUUUGCUUUCUACCACCCUCUCCAUAAACCAUUACAAGUGUGCAGGCAAGGAGUGACUUUUUGCCCGAGCUCUUACAGAUGGCAGCACUA